AUGCCUGAUAUUAAGAAAGAUGACGACAGAAAAUCUAACAACCCAUUUGUGCUUCCAAUGGAUCGUAACAUCUUCAAAAAGAGAGAGAUUGAAUCUGUAAUCAAACAACAAGAGAAGAAGUUCUUCAGCAGCCUGCCGACCCAGAUGAAGAGUACCUACCUGUCCCGACUCAGGUGCCGCUCUGCCCCCAUGAGGAGUGCUGUGCAGGACACAAUCCCAAAACCAGAGAAAUGCAGACGGGAAGAAACAACAUGGGCCACCGUGGUCACUAAAAGUUGCAGUCAAGAGAGGGAGAACAUUAGGGACUACUUGUCUAAACAGCGAGAAAAGUUUAUGCAGCAGUACUCUCUGUCAGUGAAGCAAGACACCAUCAAGAAGCUGGAGAAGGACACGGUGAUAGAGCUUCAGUUGAUCAGACACGCUGAGAAACAUCUGCAACAGGACUCGGUCGCCUUUGAAAAGUUCAUCAAGGAAAACGACCAGAGCUCAGUGGAAGCUGUCAAGUUGGCAGAGAAAGAGACUAUGCUGAAAAUGGAGAAAACAGCAGAAAUUAAAAAAGUAACAGUACAAAUGAUGGCGAUGAAAAGCGACAUCUCAAAGUAUCAAGAAAUACUGAAGGAGUACCAGACCUACAAAACGUUUCUCAUGGCCGUCGGACCCAUGGAGUGGCGUGAGGAACAGAAACGCAAGAGGGAGGACAGGAGAGCAACCAAGCAGAAAGAGAAUUCAAACAUUUUCUGUCUUCCUUCAUCGGUCAAAGACGAAAAUAAAAAAGGUCCAGCGUAUGCCAGACGCAAUUCAAGAGUCACAAAAAAUUCUCAGAUAAGACAUCAAAGCAAAAGUGGCAAAGUCAGCAGCAUACUUCACCACCAGGAGAGACAGGGGUUCACCAUCCCUGAGGUGCCAGAGACCGCAGAGACCUCAGACAGUGACGAGGAACCAGAGUUGUGUUACUCCAACCCCAGGGACAUGCUGAAUUUACUGACUGAUCUGGAGGAGCAGAACCUGUCCUACAUCCAGAACUUCCAGGAGACAGAGGAGGUCAUGGAUGAGAUCCGCAAAACCAUCCAGUUGACGCAGGAAAGAAUGAACAGUGAGGCCCAGAUCCUGCUGCAGCAGGUAGACAUCCUGAAGAACACCAUCCAGAGGGAGGAGGAGAAGACCUCUGAGCUGGAGUUCAAGUCCAGGAUCUUCUCCUACGGAGAGUACAGAGCUGACAAACAGGACGUGAUGCUCAAUGUGCUGCACAAGAAGGUGAAGGAAGUGUACAGGGUGUGUGUGGGAGAGGUGGACUCCAAUAUCAGCACUCUUCACAUGCUGGCCAACAUUGAGAGCAGAAUGCAGGACGUUAUGGACCGACUGGAGACGCUGCCCCCGGACAACAUUGACACCGUCCGCACCCAGCGGGAGAAGGAGAAGAGGCUCAAGAUGCGUGAGGAGAAGCUGUUGAAGAAGAAACACCACCAAGAGGAGAGACUCCGAAUGGCUCUGGAGAGAGCCACCUCUGACAGCAAGAAGAGGACGGGCAGAAAGCUGAUGCCGCGAUCGGAGCCAUCGGAGAUCAAGAAGAAGGACAAGACACAUGCGUUGACCACUAGAGAGCAAGAAGACGCCUUGUACUUCUUUGCCUGAUUAUUUUAAACCAUCAGUAUUCACAGACAAUAUAAGACAGUGACUGAUUUUAAAUGAGCUUUUGUAUACAGUACCAAUCAACAGUUUGGACAUGCCUACUCAUUCAAGGAUUUUUCUAAUUAAAAAAAAAAAAAAAAAAAAACAAUUUUCUGAAGACAUCAAAACAAUGAAAUAACACAUAUGGAAUCAUGUAGUAACCAAAAUGUGUUAAACAAAUCUAUAUUUUAGAUUCUUCAAAGUAGCCACCCUUUGCCUUGAUGACAGCUUUGCACACUCAUGGCAUUCUCUCAAUCAGCUUCACCUGGAAUGCUGAGCUUUUAUUGGCUGCUUUUCCUUCCCUCUGUGGUCCAACUCAUCUGAAACCAUCUCAAUUGGGUUGAGGUCAGGUGAUUGUGGAGGCCAAGUCAUCGGAUGCAACACUCCCAUCACUCUCCUUCUUGGUCAAAUAGCCCUUACACAGCCUGGAGGUGUGUUGGGUCAUUGUCCUGUUGAAAAACAAAUGAUAGCGCAAACCAGAUGGGAUGGUGUAUCGCUGCAGAAUGCUGUGGUAGCCAUGCUGGUUAAGUGUGCCUUGAAUUCUAAAUAAAUCACUGAUAGUGUCAGCAGCAAAGCAACAUCACACCUCCAUGUUUCACGGUGGGAACCAGACAUGUGGAGAUCAUCCGUUCACCUACUCUGCUUCUCACAAAGGCUCCCCCUUUUCUCAGCUCACUGGUCACAAUAACAACACCCACCCGUAGCACACGUUCCAGCAGGUAUAUCUCACUGAUCAACACCAACACCUCAUUUGGCCAUCUUUCCUUCCAGUUCUCUGCUGCCAGUGACUGGAACGAAUUGCAAAAAUCACUGAAGCUGGAGACAUAUUUCACUCACUAACUUGAAACAUCAGCUAUCUGAGCAGCUAACCGAUCGAUGCAGCUGUAAAUAGCCCACCCAAUCUACCUACCUCAUCCCCAUACUGUUUUUAUUAACUUUUGUUUUUUUGCACAUCAACAUCUGCUCAUUUAUCACUCCAGUGUUAUUCUGCUAAAUUGUAAUUCUUUGCUACUAUUUCCUAUUUAUUGCCUACCUCCUCAUGCCGGUCUAAUGUCCAUUGCAUGCGUUUCUUGGCCCAAGCAAGUCUCCUCUUAUUGGUGUCCUUUUAGUAGUGGUUUCUUUGCACAAAUUUGACCAUGAAGGCCUGAUUCACAGUCUCCUCUGAACAGUUGGAUGUUGAGAUGUGUCAGUUCUUGAACUCUGAAGCAUUUAUUUGGGCUGCAAUUUCUGAGGCUGGUAACUAAUGAGCUUAUCCUCUGCAGCAUUGGUAACUCUGGGCCUUCCUUUUCUGUGGCAGUCAGUUUUUUCAUAGCGCUUAAUGGUUUUUGCAACUACACUUGAAGAAACUUUCAAAGUUCUUGAAAUGUUCCGUAUUGACUGACCUUCAUGUCUUAAAGUAAUGGACUGUCGUUUCUCUGAGCUGUUCUUGCCAUAAUAAGGACUUGGUCUUUUACCAAAUAGGGCUAUCUUCUGUUUACCAACACUAACUUGCCACAGCACAACUGAUUGGCUCAAAUGCAUUAAGGAAAGACAUUUCGCAAAGGCACACCUGUUAAUUGAAAUUCCUUCCAGAUGACUACCUCAUGAAACUGGUUGAGAGAAUGCCAAGAGUGCACAAAGCAGUCAAGGCUACUUUGCUACUUUGAAGAAUUUAAAAUAUGUUUAACACUUUUUUUGGUUACUACAUGAUUCCAUAUGUGUUAUUUCAUUGUAGAUUAAUAGUGAAGACAUCAACUAUGUAGAAAAUAUUAAAAAUAAAAACCCUGGAAGGAGUAGGUGUCCAAACUUUUGACUGGUACUGUACAUUAUGUCUAUUUGUUAGCCCAGGUCACCAAGGAGCAUUUAGAUUCACUCACUGAUUUGGACUAUACAAUAUUAACUAAUGCUAUACAACAGUUAGAUUUAAUGUACUGUAUACUUGGAUUAUAAAUAAAAAAUUCAAUUUUUACCUUA
Molecule: messenger RNA, 3621 nt
Organism: Oncorhynchus nerka (sockeye salmon)
Lineage: Eukaryota; Metazoa; Chordata; Actinopteri; Salmoniformes; Salmonidae
Product: cilia- and flagella-associated protein 100-like
Exons: 14
Coding region: 1-1632 (543 amino acids)
Source: RefSeq, a predicted model, not a curated record